Molecule: messenger RNA, 3840 nt
Organism: Pochonia chlamydosporia 170
Lineage: Eukaryota; Fungi; Ascomycota; Sordariomycetes; Hypocreales; Clavicipitaceae
Exons: 1
Coding region: 1-3840 (1279 amino acids)
Source: RefSeq, a predicted model, not a curated record
AUGGGCUCGACUGUUGUCAUGGCCCCGACUCUGCAGCAUUCACAGCGCCCACUUUCUACAUCUGAGCUAUUGAGCCCAACGGGCUCCCUCUCAGGUUCGACUUUUCAGCACAGAUAUGAUUCCGGUUCCUCCGCCUCAGCAGCUCGAAACAAUGGGACAAGCGACCUCAAAUCCUCGUCUUUGGGCGUAGUGGAGUUCGAAUUGCCAUCAUUCAAUACCGAUUUCAAACUCGACACGUCAGUCUUUGUCAAUGGUCAAAGAGAACAGCAACGGCCCGACAGCGAACCCAACUCAUCGGCGUCUCUACAUCCCGAGGUAGUCGAAGCUACCACAGGCACAACGUCUGAAGCUAAGCUGCCAAGACAAGCUUCCCUAUCUCGAAGCAAAAGGACUUCACUGAUUGAUAGACCCCGGUCGUGGUUGAUGCCUUCAAGCAAGUCUGCCAAGGAAUUGUCGAAUGUAGGUGACGAGAGGCCAAGACCAAGGUCAACUGUGUCAACACCACCACCACCACCAACAACCACGACUACCCGGCGAAUUGAACGAAGCCAAUCGGGGGGAGGAGGCUCGGAAAGCUUUGCCAACUUUGCAAGACGCUCGUGGAUUUCACGCUCAUCUCGGUCGCCCUCACCAAAGAAUGCACCUGAACCACCUCCUGUCGAUCAGCCACAGCCACGAGACGGUGAGCCGUCAGUAGCUCGCACAACCACUGCUACUGCUGCCACCAAGAUAUCCAAGUCGCCACCACAGCGGCUGCAAAUCAUCACAACCGGCGACGAGGCGGCGGCACAAAAGCCCAAGCCAUCAACAGACCCAUUGCUCAAACCACAGACUCCCGCAAAGCCGUUCACAAGAGCCACGUCGUACUUGUCCAAGAUCAAGGGCAGACAGCAAAACACCUACCUCAGUCGGGACGGUGCCGAAUCUGACAACAGCUGUGCUUCCUCAGCCACCAGCCUCAACCGCACUUCAAACAGUAUCCGUACGAGCGCUUCCCAGUCCAUCUGCAGUGAUGGGAACACGAAUACGCCCAUUACCGAUGAGUCGUGCACUGAGAUGACGCCAAAGCUGCGUGACCCGCUGUGGUCAGCCUUUAAGACGCUCGAUGUCGAAACCAAGGCCCUUGGCUCCAAGCAAACCGCUCACCGAGUGGCCCAAAUUCACUCGACACUGCUGCCAUUUUUGCGAAGCACGCAACAUCACCCCUCAGCCAAGACGAUUGCCCUCGAAGACGUGGAACGACGAGCCAUUAUACUCAACAAGUGGUGGGUAUCUCUCCUUGAUAUGCUCCAUGGACAGCUGCAACAACCCAUUCCUGGCAUGGACCGCCCUGUGUUACUGGAAGCAGCGACAAUGCUCAUGAUGAGACCCGAGUGGCGACAGGCAACGACUUACAUGCAGCCGCUGGCCGAACGGUCACCCACGGAACGUGUGCGCUCACGAUCAUGGACGAAUGCGUCUAGGUCGACGACAGAUAGCUCCAUUCACUCGGAAAUGCUGGCCGAGUCAGCAGAGCACAACGUUCGAACCAUGUUUGUGACCAACCUCGUCAAGCAAAUGGCCUACGUCGUGGACAAGAUGUCGAUGCGUCACGCGCCGCUGAGCCUGGUCAACUUUUCCGGAAAGACGUGCGCGUAUGCCUUCUUCUUUGCACCGGGCGUGGCAGACGUUUUACUGCGGCUGUGGGGACUCACGCCCGAGCUCAUCCGGCGAGCGGGUGCCGAGUUUGGGCUCCCCCGACGUGACGCUGGUGAGAGCGACGACAUUAUCGCCCUGUUCCCGCCCAAGCUGGGAACCUUUGGCUGGUCCUCGCCGAGAACCAUAUGGGACUCCCUCAAGAAGAUCCCCAAGAUGCCGCUGCUUGUGGCCAGGAUUCCUUGGACCGGUCCCUGGGUGACUCGGUGGAAGGGCAGGGACACUGACCUCUUCUUCAUCUUUUGCAAGUAUUUCCACGUCUUGGCGGAUCAAUUCAUGCCUCCUGGACUGCCUCUUACCGAAAAGGCUCGAUCGCCGGCCUUUGCCCUGGUUCAUGCCCAGCUCUUGUCAAUUGUGGACUCUACGAUUCAUCGUCACACCGGAAUGGAGCCUGCGGCAUACGCUCCCUUGAUUGACUCGGUGAACGGAGCUGACUCGGCUCUGCCCAUGGCCCUGCCGUCGGGUAAUGCCGCUAAGGGAAUGAGCGAGAAUAGACUCGUCAUUCUGCUCAAGGAUUUCUUGACGGACGAUGCCCCUGAGCUGGCGGGCGCCAAGCACACGUUUGCCGCAGCGUUUGCUGCCCUGAUCAAGGCAGCUGCCAGCAAGACGUCGCUCUACGACAACUCGGCGUGCUUUACGCUGUGCGACUUUUUGGAAGAGGUGUUGAUGGUCUACCACGAUUUUGAGACGCCGUCCGCCAGCUAUGUCGAUUGGCCCUUUUGGAUUGAGGUCUGCAAACGCAUGUCGAGCUCCAUGAACACCAUGUCGGAAGUGCGCAUGCUCUCCUUUGUCUUUACCGUCUGGGACGCCGUAGCCAAGGAUUCUCGCAGAAAGGCUAAUGUAUGCCUGGAAUGGCUGCUGACGGAACAGACGUUCAACGCCUUCUUCAAUAAUUGGUGUCCCAUGGUCCGAGCCUACUACCAGCGCCUCAUUUGCUGGAGAAUGUGUCGAUAUACCGGUGGAUCCAACGAAAUGGACAUGAACAUCUACCUCACGGCAGCGGCACGACUCAAGACCAACUGGGCGCAUUACCUGUACUUGAAGCAGACCGCAGAAGAGCUCGGCAAGAUUGGUCCCUCGACGGCGCCAAUGUCCCCGGCCAUGGGUAAGAAGUUUAUGAUUAUUCGCCAGGAGGCCACCAAGCCCAAUCCGGGACUGUUUAUGGGCUUCGACACGUUUGCGAGGCCCUCGUCGGCUAACCAGGCGCUCCCUGGCAGCGAAACCCCGGAGACCAGCGGACUGGUUCGCGGCGACACCAAGAAGCGCUGGUCUCUGCUUGGAAAAGUGCUUGCCAUGACAUCAGGAGGCACCAUUCAGCCCGCAGCCGUGGAUGAAUACGCGAGACCGGCAAGCUCGGUGGAAAGCGACACGGCCGGCCUGCGUCAACAUCUGGCCGAUCCGGCGCCGCUCAUCACGGCAUCCAACUCGGCUGGUCGACUGAACAAGGGCGCCACCCGUAAGGCCGCCGCUUCGGAGGACGGCUCUCUGGGAUCGUCGCCAAUCUAUGAUGAGCAAAAGUAUAUAUUCAAGUUCGUCCUGAGCUGGCAGCAGAACCCCGGCCCUGCUCGUGAUCGCGUCCUCACUCGACCACGUUUGCCCCUCUCAACACAGGCGCACAUUAGCACAAAGAGCCGCCCCGUCCGAGCGGCCGCGACUUCUCUACCGCCGUCGUCACCCACCACGGCAUGCCCUGCUGAUGCCUCGGUACAGUCGCCGCCCGAGACACCCAAGCCGGUUCUCUGCCCCCAAGAAGACGAUGUUGCGUCUCUGACCGCCUCUGUCGAGGAGUGGCUUCGCAACACACCCACGGGCAGCUCUGGAUUUGAGUCUCAUGGUCGUCGGCGAGACAGCGUGGCCGAAAGCUGUGGUGCAACGUCAGGUGGAGCGUCGGCUCCAACGCCAGGCGAAUCGACACGCCACGCCUCGCCUUGUGCUGGCGACAGCAUCGCAGAGAAGUUUACAAGACCGGUCAAACCCGCCGGUAUAUAUGCAAAGAACGCCGUGUACUGCGGUCGGGCACUUGCGGAAUGGGCACAGGUCGUUUCCGAGUGCAACAUUUUUGCCGAGAGACGUCAGGACGACGGUAUUGAGCGGCUCGCCGAUAUCGAAGUCCCGUUUCUCGGUGUGGAGGGAUUCCGUCGGUAG